Molecule: messenger RNA, 864 nt
Organism: Podospora anserina S mat+
Lineage: Eukaryota; Fungi; Ascomycota; Sordariomycetes; Sordariales; Podosporaceae
Exons: 3
Coding region: 1-864 (287 amino acids)
Biological process (GO): xylan catabolic process
Cellular component (GO): extracellular region
Molecular function (GO): cellulose binding; hydrolase activity, hydrolyzing O-glycosyl compounds
Source: RefSeq, a predicted model, not a curated record
AUGGUCACCCUUUCUUCCCUUCUCGUUGCCGCCGCGACAGUGGCCACUGGUGUCUUCGCUGCCCCCGGUGAGCUUCCUGGGCUGGCCAAGCGUCAAACCUACACAACCAGCGCCACCGGUACACACAAUGGGUACUACUUCUCCUUCUGGACCGACGGCGGCCCGAACGUGAGGUAUACCAACGAGGCUGGCGGCCAGUACUCGGUGUCGUGGUCCGGCAACGGCAACUGGGUUGGUGGUAAGGGAUGGAACCCCGGUACUGCUCGCACCAUCAACUACACGGGCACCUAUCAGCCCAACGGCAACUCGUACCUGGCCAUCUAUGGAUGGACCAGAAACCCUCUUGUCGAGUACUACGUGAUUGAGAACUUUGGCACUUACAACCCAUCCUCGGGAGCCACCCGCAUGGGAAGCGUUGUCGAUGGCGGUGCCACCUACGACAUCUACAGGUCCACCCGCGUUCAGCAGCCCUCUAUCGAGGGUACUCGUACCUUUGACCAGUACUGGUCCGUCCGCCAGCAGAAGCGCACCGGCGGCUCUGUCAACAUGGCUACCCACUUUGCUGCCUGGGAACGUGCGGGACUCAGAUUGGGAACCCAUGAUUACCAGGUUGUCGCCACUGAGGGCUACUUCUCGUCCGGCUCCGCUACUAUCAACGUUGGCGGCUCCUCGGGUGGUGCUCAGCCCCAGCCCCAGCCCGAGCCUUCUCCCAACCCCAACCCCGGCAACGGCGGCGGCGGCGGUGGUUCCAAUUGCGCUGCCAGAUGGGGCCAAUGCGGUGGUCAGGGCUGGAAUGGUCCUACUUGCUGCGAGUCAGGCACUACCUGCCGUUCCAGCAAUCAGUGGUAUUCCCAGUGCCUUUAA